AUGGAAAAGCUCAAGACACUACUGAUUGCCAAUCGAGGAGAAAUCGCUGUCCGCAUCGCCAGGACGGCGAAAGCUCUCGGUAUUCGUACCAUCUCAAUCUAUUCAGCGGCAGAUGCGGCAUCGGCUCACGUCACGGCCGCCGACGAGGCUGUCUUGCUCUCCGGCAAUGACUCAAACGUAUACACUGAUGGCGAGAAUAUUAUCGCUAUAGCCAAGCAGAAAGGCGUCGAUGCGAUUAUUCCUGGAUAUGGCUUUCUCUCCGAGAAUGCCGAGUUCGCUAGACAGGUCGCAGAUGCUGGAAUUGCUUGGGUAGGUCCGAGUCCGGAAGCAAUCGAAGCAUUUGGCGUGAAGCACGUAGCACGAGAUUUAGCUGAGAAGGCCGGCGUGCCAAUCGUACCUGGUACCAAAGGUCUUGUGGGAAGUGCUGAAGAUGCUGUUCAAGCAUCUGAAAAGCUUGGAUUUCCAGUCAUGCUAAAGGCUACAGGAGGAGGAGGUGGCAUGGGACUAGUGACUUGUUACAAUGUUGACGAGGUUCGCUCCGGCUUUGACAAAGUGCAGUCUCGAGGCAAGACACUUUUCAAGAACUCAGGCUUGUUCAUCGAGAAGUAUUAUGCAGCUUCUCGUCAUAUCGAAGUUCAGGUUUUUGGUAAUGGCCAAGGGUCAGCGAUCCAUUUCGGUGAGAGGGAGUGUUCCAUUCAACGUCGUCACCAGAAGGUCAUUGAAGAAUGUCCCAGCCCGUUUGUCGAGAAACAUCAUGACUUGAGAAAGAAGCUAGGCGAUGCGGCUGUCAGUCUUGCAGAAUCGAUCAAAUACGGCUCUGCCGGUACAGUGGAAUACCUAGUUGACGACGAGUCGGGAGAUUACUUCUUCUUGGAGAUGAACACAAGACUACAAGUGGAACACGGCAUCACCGAACUCUGCUAUGGCAUUGAUCUGGUCGAGCUCAUGCUCCGACAGGCUGACGCUCAACUCAAGGGUCAAGGUGGAUUAGAAGCAGACCUCUUGAAGCAGAUGCAACCCUCGUCGCCAAAAGGCUCCGCCAUCGAAGCUAGAGUCUACGCAGAGAAUCCUCUGCGUGACUUUGCACCUUCUCCCGGUCUACUACAGUCUGUUUCUUGGCCAGAACAACAGAACGACCAGAUUCGCAUCGAUACCUGGGUAUUCACAGGAGCUACUAUCACACCAAACUACGAUCCACUGAUAGCCAAAGUCAUGCUCCACGGUUCGUCCAGGAACGAGGCUGUCGCAGGCAUGCAAAAGCUUCUUUCGUCGUCCAAGAUUUGUGGUCCCCCAACUAACCUCGACUUCCUCGAAGAGAUUGUACGUGAUGAUAGAUUCAAGGCUGGAAACACCCUGACGAACUUCUUGGACACGUUCGAGUUCCGCCCUGCUGCGAUCGAUGUCAUAUCAGCAGGCGCAUACACUCUUAUACAAGACCUUCCAGCCAGGCCAACUGUAGGCAAAGGAAUUCCUCAUUCUGGUGCGAUGGAUUCGGUUGCCUUUUCACUUGCAAACAUACUCGCGGGAAACAACACAACUACGGAAGCUCUGGAGAUCACUCUCAGUGGUCCCGAGCUACGUUUCGUACGUCCGGCAGUGGUCGCCCUGACAGGUGCCCCAAUGGACGCUCAAUUAGAUGGGCAGCCAUUCUCAAUGUGGCAGCGAUGCCAUAUCAAGGCAGGACAAAAACUCAGAAUUGGGAAGACAACAGGCUCCGGCUGUAGGGCUUAUCUCGCUGUAUAUGGAGGCUUUCCCACGGUGGCUGAGUACUUUGGAUCGAAGUCAACUUCCCCAAUCGUGGCGAUCGGUGGUUAUCAAGGACGUCAGCUCGCACCUGGAGACCUACUGGCUAUCAUUGAUGACAUUCCUGAAUCUAUUUCGAGUUCGAAUGCCAGCUUACCGAAAGAUCUGGUACCUGUCUACACUAGCGAGUGGGAAAUCAUGGCCAUGGUAGGACCACACGACGUUGGAUACCUCCUUCCCGAAGACAUCGAUAUGAUAUACACGACUACGUGGAAGGUCUCACAUAACGCCAGCCGUAGUGCUAUCAGAUUGAUUGGACCCGUACCCAAGUGGGCCCGUAAGGAUGGCGGCGAAGGUGGCGCCCACCCUUCGAAUUUAGUCGAGUACGGCUAUCCCGUUGGUGCGUUGAAUUGGACAGGAGACGACCCCUGCCUCUUCCCAGUGGAUUGCCCAAAUUUUGGUGGCUUUGUCUCCAGCACGACCGUCAUUCGAGCAGAGUGGUGGAAACUGGGUCAGCUGAAGUCAGGAGACACUUUGAAGUAUAAGAGAGUGUCCUUGGAAGAAGCACUGUCACUGCGGAAGCAGAACGACCAGUUUAUCGAAUCGAUCGAGAAUGCUGUAAAACAUUGCAGCGGGUUCGAAGGCGUCAAACCUCUCAACUCCACUUUCAAUCCUUCGGGCGACUUCGGUAAGGCUGUUAUCUGGGAAAGAUCCCAGCAGGGCCAUCAACCUCAAGUCAGAUACCGCCAAGGUGGUGACGAUCAUAUCAUUGUCGAGUAUGGCAACGAAGAGUUUGAUCUGAACCAUCGCUGCAGAACGACAGCGCUUGAAAAAGCCAUCCGAUCAUCAAAUCCUGAAUGGCUCAAUAACACUGUAUCUUGCUGUACGAGUGUCACCCUCUUCUAUAAUGGUCUGAAGAUCGAAAGACAGAAGUUGAUAGCACAUCUCCAAGGCCUGGAAGAUGAGUUGGGCGAUCUAAGCGCUGUCAAGGUGCCUUGCCGAAAGUUCCGCCUUCCACUCUCAUUCGAGUCCAAAGCGCAAGAGGAAGCGACGAAGAGAUACAUGGAGACGCAGCGGCCACACGCGCCGUACCUUCCUAGCAAUUUUGAUUUCGUCGCCAAGAACAACGCUUUCACAUCAGACCAUCUACGAGACAUUUUCCUCACUGGCCAAUUUAUGGCUGUCGUGGUCGGUUUCUACGCAGGUAACACGGUGUCAUUGCCAAUCGAUCCUCGUCAGCGAAUGUCUUGUCCUAAGGCAAACCCAAGUAGAGUGUUUACGCCUGAAGGCACCGUCAGUUGGGGUGGAUCCUGCAUGUCAAUUUAUCCUGUUGAUAGUCCUGGUGGCUACCAGAUGACUGGUCGCACGAUCCCUAUCUUCGAUGCACUCGGUUGGAAGAACGGAUUCUCUCCUUCACGUCCCUACUUGUUCCAAGACUUCGACAUCUUGACGUACUACCGAGUUAGCGAGGAAGAGCUGGAUGUUUUGCUUGCAGACUUCCGCAGUGGUCGAUACAAGUUUGAGUGGGAGGACAUUGAAUUCGACAUGGCUGAACACAACAAGCUGUUGGCGGACACGGCCAAGGAAGUUGAGCGUAUUCGUGCUGAACAAGCAAUCGCUCAAGCUGAGAUGACGAAAGCAGAGAACGAGAGCUUGACCAAGUGGCGAGAAGAGAAGGCAAAGAACAAAGUGGAUGACAGCACAAUCGAGUCCAUGUUGGCUGAUCCCAAAUAUACAACCAUAGAUUCUCCUGUCGCAGCGAAUGUCUGGAAGAUCAUGGUUGAGGAGAAGCAGGCCAUCAAGCCGAACCAGACUAUAGCCAUUCUCGAGGCGAUGAAGCUAGAGAUUGCAGUGAAUGCCCCAACUGAUCAGAGAGGCGCAAAGGUCGAGAGAUUGCUGGUUGCUCCGGGAGAGACUGUCAACGCCGGUGCACACAUAGCAUUGCUGAAGUUUGAUGAUUAA
Messenger RNA from Aureobasidium melanogenum CBS 110374, 3705 nucleotides. RefSeq lists its product as uncharacterized. Lineage: Eukaryota; Fungi; Ascomycota; Dothideomycetes; Dothideales; Saccotheciaceae. The record is from RefSeq and is a predicted model, not a curated record. Bases 1 to 3705 code for a protein of 1234 amino acids. The transcript is spliced from 3 exons. Gene Ontology annotation, molecular function: ATP binding; metal ion binding.